AUGGGUUGGGAGGGCGCGAGAUGGCCUAAAAUGACAGAACUCGGCACAGGCGGCAUCGGGCCAGGCGAGACAAGAGCAUAUUUGAUGUGGCAGCAACCGCACCCCCUAUAUUUGGCGAAGCUGGCUUAUCAAGCAUCGCCGACUCGCGAGACACUCGAGCGAUGGGAUCGUGUUCUCACAGCUACGGCUGAUUACAUGGCUUCUUUCGCUUGGAAGAACGAGAGCUCGGGAUACUAUGACCUCGGACCACCAUCGAAGGGUGUUACGGAGAACUCGUUUCCCCUGGAGACCCGAAAUCUUGCAUAUGAAGCUAUGCGCAUCGUUCGGGGCCAAGUCCUUCACCACCGCCGUACUUCCCUGGUGCUGCCAGUUUUCUUUAUGCAGGUUAGUGGUCUCUAA
Phaeoacremonium minimum UCRPA7 is the source of this 399-nucleotide messenger RNA. RefSeq lists its product as hypothetical. The coding region runs from base 1 to 399 and encodes 132 amino acids. The transcript is spliced from 5 exons. The record is from RefSeq and is a predicted model, not a curated record. NCBI's taxonomy places the organism in Eukaryota, Fungi, Ascomycota, Sordariomycetes, Togniniales, Togniniaceae. Gene Ontology annotation, biological process: carbohydrate metabolic process.